AGACCUAAUGCAGACAGAGAAGCCGCGCGAGCUAACUCUGUGAGGUAAGAUGAACUGUGCCGUCUUAGACCUUCUAUAACUAUUAUGAAAGCAAUUCCUUGGGCUUGGCGGGCGAGUAUAAAGUGCCCGUUAGAGUUUCCUAUAAGAUGGAAGGAUCAUCACCACCCACGAGGUCUCAGAAAAUAUUACUUCUAUAAGAUAGAGAAAAGUCUUUUAACAUUCUCUUUGCUUCUUGUCGCUCGUUCGUUAGGCAUUAUUAUCUCACGAUGCGCUCAGCACUCCUUUCCCUCUCCGUCCUCAGCGGAGUCUUGGCAGCACGCCCGUUUCUCAACGAGCCUGAUACUGGUUUCGACGAGUAUUUCGCCGAUCUACCGGCCGGCGAACUACCACCUCUCGAAAAGCUCGUCGGACUGCCAGAUUUCGACGCAGCAGCGAGAAGAUAUCUUCCGAAGCAGAACUACACCUACUACCGCAAUGGCGCCGGUGGCGAGUGGUCAUACCGGAACAAUCUCGAGGUUUACAACCGCUACAAGCUUCGGCCAAGGACUAUGGUAGAUAUCACUAAUAUCGAGUCGACACUCCCCACUACGAUCCUUGGCCACAACUUUUCCGCGCCGUUCUUCAUUAGCCCGGCUGCUCGCGGAGGCUACGGCAACACCGACGGCGAGAAGGGGCUCGUCGAAGGCGCUGCCGCCGGUGAUAUCCUAUACAUGCCGGCCCAGCUAGCCAGCUUGACGAUCGAGGAGAUCGCGACCUUCAAGAAGGAGGACCAGGUCACCUUCCAGCAGGUGUACCUGGACGCGAACGACACGGCGACCAAGGAGGUGUUCGCGCGCGCCGAGAAGUCCGGAAGCAAGGCCAUAGUCUUUACCGUGGACUCGGCCGCGGACGGGAACCGCCACCGCGCGGCGCGGUACGGCGUCGGUUCUGCUGACUCCGCUUACACAUUGAUUACCUGGGACUUUUACGACCAUCUCCGCACGCUGACGGACCUCCCGAUCGUGUUGAAGGGCAUCCAGACGGUGGAAGACGCGCAGAAGGCUGUCGAGCACAAGGUUCCUGCAAUCUACCUCUCCAACCACGGAGGCCGGCAAAUCGACGGUGCGCGCUCGCCCCUCGAGGUGGCGAUCGAGAUCCACGAGCAGGCGCCGGAGGUAUUCUCGCAGCUGGAGGUGUACGCGGACGGCGGGGUGCGGUACGGCGCCGACGUGGUGAAGCUGCUGGCGCUGGGCGUGAAGGCCGUCGGGCUCGGCCGCCCGUUCAUGUACGCGAACGUGUACGGCACCGACGGGGUCAAGCGCGCCAUCGACAUGCUCAAGCACGAGAUCGCCAUCGACGCGGCGAACGCGGGCGUCACGGAUCUGAAGAAGAUUGAUCCGAGCAUCAUUGAUUGGACGCCGAACUGCGCGCAGCCGUAGAAGUUGAUAGGAGUAGUAUAGAAUUGUAUAUAAUUCCGAUGCAAUAAAAUAAAUAUCAGCCCAUCCAUUACACAUGUCCAUUUAGAGAUCUUUUCUUAGUACACAACCGGACGC
Molecule: messenger RNA, 1532 nt
Organism: Daldinia caldariorum
Lineage: Eukaryota; Fungi; Ascomycota; Sordariomycetes; Xylariales; Hypoxylaceae
Product: FMN-dependent alpha-hydroxy acid dehydrogenase
Exons: 8
Coding region: 267-1418 (383 amino acids)
Molecular function (GO): FMN binding; oxidoreductase activity
Source: RefSeq, a predicted model, not a curated record